UCGACAACGAGGCAGAAAAGAAGGUUUAGGUUUGAAAAAAAAGGGGAAGGAAAGGAAGCAGGUGGCUGGCGGGAUCAAGAAGCGUGGAAGGAAAGUGAUUGGGGAAUGGGCAAUCUGAGGAGGGAGAAUACGCGACGCUGAAAAAGAGGAAGAAGAUGGUGUGAAGGAAAAGAGAAGAAGGAUUUACGUUUUGGCGAAGAUAAAUAUUCAUUAGGGAUUAGGCAGCUCUUCUUAAAAGGAAGUAGAAGACUAACAUUAUUAACUCGUUACUGCUCGGUAAUACAAUCAAAAGACUUAUCACUGAAAAUGGAUAAACACCCCCUGGAUUCAAACCCAAACCCGAUUAACCAGUCCCAGUCUCAGUUUCCAUCGCACACGCCGCCUGUUCACCAGAUGGAAGCAGAUGACGAUGAUGAGAACGUGAAGCAGCUCAAAGAAUGUUCUGCUCUCUAUUUGUCGUUACAGGACUGUCUUGUUCAGAAUAAUAGGAAUUGGAAAUCUUGUCAGAAAGAGGUUGGAGCUUUGAAGGCAUGUAAUGAAAGGAGGAAGAAAUGAGCAAGUGAAGGGAAGGUUGGAUCACAAAAUAUGAUUUUGAAAUUUGGAUUACAGAUUAUACAUGAAAUUUUUGUUCUUAUAACAAGAUAUAUAAUAUGAGCUCUCUGAUUUUCUAAA
This is a messenger RNA of Carica papaya (papaya), 672 nucleotides long. Its product is annotated as Cox19-like CHCH family protein. The record is from RefSeq and is a predicted model, not a curated record. NCBI's taxonomy places the organism in Eukaryota, Viridiplantae, Streptophyta, Magnoliopsida, Brassicales, Caricaceae.